Molecule: messenger RNA, 3336 nt
Organism: Sitophilus oryzae (rice weevil)
Lineage: Eukaryota; Metazoa; Arthropoda; Insecta; Coleoptera; Curculionidae
Product: thiamine transporter 1-like
Exons: 3
Coding region: 250-1587 (445 amino acids)
Biological process (GO): transmembrane transport; vitamin transport
Cellular component (GO): plasma membrane
Molecular function (GO): vitamin transmembrane transporter activity
Source: RefSeq, a predicted model, not a curated record
UUGUCAAUGUUCCAUUCGUUUUCGGUCACAUGUCGCGGGGUUUUUGGCCAGCACAGGCUCCGAAAGCACGGUGAAAUAACACCGAUUGCAGCAUAUUUCGACCUUCACAACAUUGUUAUGUUCCAAUCGAGUGAAUAUCACCGCUCGAGAAAGAUUGCGGUAGACGAACAACGUGCCAGUGGUUCUACUCCAGUUGAUCUGGCAAGGUUAAGCCUACAAGAAGAGCAAGAAGACUGAUUGCUGGCCAAAAUGCUGAACGACGUGUACCGAAAACUCAAGUCAGACAUGAACAGCUGGCUGGUCAUAUCCCUUCUGCUGAGUCUAUUCGGGUUUUUGAAAGAGUUGAGACCCUCCGAGCCCUUUAUAUACGAGUUUUUGAUAGGGGAAUGGAAGAAUUUAACGGAGAGCCAGGUGAAUCAGGAGGUUUAUCCUGUGGGAACUUACAGCUACUUGGCCCAGCUGAUUAUCGUGUUCCUUAUCACUGAUUUGUGCAGGUACAAGCCCUUGAUUAUAGUGUUAGGACUGACGGGGAUUGUGGUAUGGGGUAUGCUGUUAUGGACUACAAGCUUACUGGCCACUCAAAUUUUGGAGGUCUUCUAUGGUACGUUCUCUGCUUGCGAGGUUGCCUACUUCACCUACAUUUACGCCAAAGUCGACAAGGACUACUACCAACAGGUGACGUCGCACACUAGGGCGGCUAUCUUGGCUGGCAGAGCCACUUCCGGUGUAAUGGGUCAAUUAUUGGUCUCUUUCAAAGUGUUGGAUUACCGAGGCUUGAAUUUUAUCACUUUUGGAGCCAUGAUCACCGCCACGGUAUGGAGUCUAUUCCUUCCAUCUGUAAAGAAAACAAUCUACUUCCACCAAGACACCUCCCAACAAUCAUCCUUCAUCGAAAAAAACAUCAGCGCCUACAAACUGAUGUGGACUCACUUCACCAAAGGCUACGCCAACAAAUACACCAUCAAAUGGUCAGUGUGGUGGGCCUUAGCUACCUGUGGCUUCAUCCAAGUCCAGGUCUACAUGCAACCGCUUUGGACAGCCAUUGUCAACGACCCAAACCAGAACAUCUACAACGGAGCUGUCGAAGCUGUAUUGACAAUUCUUGGUUUCCUGGGAGCUCUUUUUGCUGGAGUACUAAAAGUCGACUGGCAAACCAGAGGAGAGUUGGCUCUAACGUGUUGUUCUUUGCUUCAAGGCUUUAUCAUGCUGAUCUCCUCGCAAACACAGUACGUUUACGUCAGUUACAUUUGCUACAUAGUGUUUGGGGGGUUGUAUCACCUCACCAUCACUAUAGCUAGUAGCGAGAUAGCUAAAAAUAUAGAGGAAGAUAGUUAUGGACUGAUUUUCGGUAUCAACACCUUUGCAGCGUUACUGAUACAGACUGUACUGACUUUGGUAGUUGUGACGGGUGACGUAGGGUUUGCUCUUGCACCCAGGCAGCAAUACUUCGUGUACGGGAUGUUCCACGUCGUUUUAGGGUUUAUGUAUAUCAUUAUUGGACUGGCCAGUUGGCUGGCUAGCAAGAGGGACUAUAGGAGGGCGAGUACGGUGAUACCGCCAACGACGCGAACAGUUAUAACGUUUUAAAGAUGAUUUUAGGGUUUUUAAAGGGUUAUUUUUAAAAUGGAGGUGUCUAGAAUGAUAAAAUAUUAUACAGGGUGUACUAAAAAGUUCGCGACUAAUCGAGUUUUAAUUGAGUUAUCAAAUGUAAUACCACAAGAUGUUUCGGGAUUACCGAUAAUACUACGACUCCGAAGGAGGAGUAGUGUUGCCGGUGUCGCAUUGAGUGUCAGGCAAAAGUAUUAGGUAAUCCCGAAACAUCGAGUUGUAUUCAAAAGAUUAUACAAUAAAAUAAAGAUAUUUUGUGGAACUGACAGAAAUUACUUUUGAAUUAAUAUUUCAAAAAAUGACAAUUACAAUAUGGCCACGAGGCGAUAAUCACUUAAAUGAUUAUCACUUAUUAAUCACAUCCUUCUAUAUAGGAAAAUAUACAUAGAGUUGUAUAAUCGAAAUAAGUUUAUGCAUAAUUAUUUCAGUAUGCCUAAUAAGAAAAAAUAAUAUUUUUGACGUUUGUCACGUGAUAAAACUGUCAUCAUGGCCGCAAACUACAAAAAUUCUCUUACGUACUAUGCAAAGAGUAAGGUUAGGGGAUGAAAUAUUGAAAAAAGUCAAAUAGAUGAGGUGAUCAGAGUUUAGUUUUACCUCUGUGUGCCAAGUUUUGUUAAUAGUAUACAGGGACUAAACAAAUAUAUAAAAAUUGAUAUUUUUGAAAAUUUUUUAAAAAAAUUGUUUUUUUUUGUUAAAAUUAGUCUCUGUAUAUUUAUGAAACGCACACAUACGUAAAAUCAACUUCUGAACAACAUUGUUUUCUUUUUCUCGUUUUAUGAUGGCUUUGCUAUUUUCUCAUUGUAAUUUUGAAUAUUUUACCACCUAAUCCCACUUUUUUGUCACAUAUAGAGCUUUUUGUAAUUUUUGGACGUGACAGUUGUUGUAUGACACAUGUCAAAAUGAUUUUUCUACUUAUUGAACAUGCUGAAGUAAUUUCUCAUAAAUUUGUGUUCAAUAACUCGAUAAUAAAAAUCAUCCUCAUCGGUUGCGAACAUUUUGGCACACUGUGUAUAUAAUAAAAAAUAACUUUGACUCGUUUUAGACACCUCCGGACUUUUAAUAUACAGGGUGUACAUGAAUUCGCGCGAAAAAUGGGGAGGUGAUUCCUAGUAAUAAAAAUUUUGGAUGAAAAUUUUUUAUAUUAUACAGGGUGAGUCUUAAAUAAGUGCAAAUAUUUUUAGGACUGGCAGAUCUCGGUAAAAGGAACAUAUUUUCUCUUUACCGUUUUACAAAUAAGUCCAAAAUAACCGAAAUAUUUGACUCUGGAAAUUUAAACAAAAAUUUUUUCACUUACAUUUUCAGUAUCACUGGAUCUUUCCUGGGUUUACUUCUUGUAAAUUUAAUCUACUCCUAUACUGUCAUUUUAUCAAUAAAUGAUGUUUUUUAAGUGAGAACUUUUAAGUAAAAACUAAAAAAAAUCCUCUUUUUUAAAUGCACUUAUUUCAGACCUGCCCUGUAUAUAGCUUGACCCAAAGAAAAACACCCCUUAAUUUUUGACAUGAUGAUUUUUUUCGCACUAAUCCCUUUACACUCUGUAGAUUUUUACCAAAUAGUGUUCAAAUUUUAUUUAAAAAUUUGAUUUAUACAAGGUAUUUUUAGAUAGUGGUUGUUGUGUGAGAGCUAUAGAUGAACUUUUUAUGUAUUGAACGUGUAUAAGUGGCCAAACUGAAGACUGAUCCGAUUUGGUAUUAACAUAAAUAAUUAUUCUUAAAUCUAUCAGUAUUUAAA